UUCUAUGACUGGCACUUUAUUCCUCAUGGGCCUUGCAGAGCUUGGAAACUUUAGGUAUUUAUAUUCCUUCAUAACUCUAGUCGUCUAUGUUACAGUCAUGGUGUUGUGUUUGGCAAUUGUGGUUGUCACCUGGACAGAGGAAGCCCUUCAUGAACCCAUGUACAUUUUCAUCUCCAACCUCAUGUUUACCGACAUGUAUGGAAGCUCGGCCUUGAUGCCCAAGCUGAUGAUUGACUUGAUGACGGGAUGCAUGACAAUCCCACUCUCGCAAUGCUUGGCCCAGGGUUUCUUUCUCCAGAGUUUUCCAUCUGUGGAGAUUUUUAUUUUUGCUGCCAUGGCAUAUGAUCGUUACUUGGCCGUUGGCCACCCAUUGAGAUACCCCAUGUUGAUGACCAACAGGAAAGUUUUUAAAAUUCUAGUGGCGAUAUGGAUUUAUGUGUAUGUAGGUAUAUGUGCAAUUUUGGUCAUUGCUUCACGACAAACUCUGUGCGGUGUACACAUCAACAGCGUGUUUUGUGAAACCAUUUCCCUUACGCACUUGGCUUGUGGUGACACCACUCUCGGAAUAGUCUUUGGGUUUACAUGGAGUAUGAUUAUGAUGGCUGGCUGUGUAAGUGUUGUAAUUUACUGCUAUAUAAGAACAUUUCUUGUCUGUCAUAAAAUAUCUGAAGAUGCGUGCCAGAAGGCCAUCCACACCUUAGUGACACAUAUCAUUGCUUUCUUCACAUUUUUGGCUACAACAAUAUUUUUAACUUAUAGAUACAGGAUCAAAGGUGAAUCCCUGUCUUUGAUUACCCACUAUAUAACAUCUGUCACUGGGGUUGCAUCUUUUACCUUAAACCCGAUAAUCUAUGGAAUCAGGACAGAGGCACUUCGAGUGAAAAUUAUUCACAGGCUGAAGAAGGAUAAAACUUUUUUCGGAAGCAGAAAAUAGACAACCAGAAAACAAAAAAGAAUGCAAAAGAUGAUUACACUGGACAUGUUUAUUAAUAUCCAAAGAUGUGUUAUGAUUCAAGAAAAUACUCUGCAGACCAGAAGUAUCAUUCAAGUGUAUGUACUGUAUCACCACAACUUUUCUUUUAAAGUCGAACUAUAGGCAACAUUAAAAAUAACAAAUAUGAUCCAGUCUGUAACCAGCAUUAACACAGCAGUCUUUGUUUUUUUUUGUUUUUUUCUGAGUUCCUCCCAUAGUAUAGUUUUAUUACAUGUUAAUUCUGCCAGUAAGUCUAUUAUUUCCCAAAUUCAUACAACAGACCAAGCUGCCACGCAAAAGGUGGAAGUUAAAGGUUUGAGACAAACCAUUUAAGACGACAGGGGUGCAUAUAAUUUUCAGCUUUUUGUAUAUUUAUGUAAAAUCUUUAUCCUAAAAUAAAAUAAAAGGUUGCCCUAA
This is a messenger RNA of Rana temporaria (common frog), 1390 nucleotides long. Its product is annotated as olfactory receptor 52B6-like. The coding region runs from base 5 to 934 and encodes 309 amino acids. NCBI's taxonomy places the organism in Eukaryota, Metazoa, Chordata, Amphibia, Anura, Ranidae. Gene Ontology annotation, cellular component: membrane. The record is from RefSeq and is a predicted model, not a curated record. The transcript has a single exon. Gene Ontology annotation, biological process: G protein-coupled receptor signaling pathway. Gene Ontology annotation, molecular function: G protein-coupled receptor activity; olfactory receptor activity.